Myotis lucifugus (little brown bat) is the source of this 992-nucleotide messenger RNA. Its product is annotated as prothymosin alpha-like. Gene Ontology annotation, biological process: negative regulation of apoptotic process; positive regulation of transcription by RNA polymerase II. Gene Ontology annotation, cellular component: nucleus. The transcript has a single exon. NCBI's taxonomy places the organism in Eukaryota, Metazoa, Chordata, Mammalia, Chiroptera, Vespertilionidae. Gene Ontology annotation, molecular function: histone binding. The coding region runs from base 16 to 387 and encodes 123 amino acids. The record is from RefSeq and is a predicted model, not a curated record.
CUUUAAAAAAAAAAAAUGCGCUGCAUAGGAUCACCAGCGUGCCCCACCGUGUCAGACACGGCUGUGGACACCAGCUCCGAGAUCACCACCAAGGACUUAAAGGAGAAGAAGGAAGUUGUGGAGGAGGCAGAGCAUGGAAGAGAUGCACCUGCGAAUGGGAACGCUAAUGAGGAAAAUGGGGAGCAGGAGGCUGACAAUGAGGUAGAUGAAGAAGAGGAAGAAGGAGGGGAGGAGGAGGAGGAGGAGGAGGAAGAGGAAGGUGAUGGUGAGGAAGAGGAUGGAGAUGAAGAUGAGGAGGCUGAGGCAGCUACAGGCAAACGGGCAGCUGAAGAUGAUGAGGAUGACGAUGUUGACACCAAGAAACAGAAGACCGAUGAGGAUGACUAGUCAGCAAAAUAAGGAAAAGUUAAAGGCCUCUGUGACCUCUUCACCCUCCACUUCCCGUCUCAGAAUCUAAACGUGGUCACCUUCCAGUAGAGACUUCCGCCCACCUGCCCACCCACCCACCUCAGGCAGCGCCACCUGCAGAUGACAGGCACUCUCCACCACCCAACCAAAACCACAACGUGAAUUUGCAACACGGGAGGAAAAAAGAACCAAAACUUCCAAGGCCCUGCUUUUUUUCUUAAAAGUACUUUAAAAAGGAAAAUGUGUUUGUAUUUUUUAUUUACAUUUUAUAUUUUUGUACAUAUUGUUAGGGGUCAGCCAUUUUUAAUGAUCUUGGGAUGACCAAACCAGCCUUUGGAGCAUUCUCUGUCCUACUUCUGACUUUACUUGUGGUGUGACCAUGUUCACUAUAAUCUCAAAGGAGAAAAAAAACCUUGUAAAAAAAGCAAAAACAAUAACAAAAAAAAAACCAAUCUUAUUCCGAGCAUUCCAGUAACUUUUUGUGUAUGUACUUAGCUGUACUAUAAGUAGUUGGUUUGUAUGAGAUGGUUAAAAAGGCCAAAGAUAAAAAGGUUUCUUUUUUUUCCCUUUUUUUGUCUAUGAAA